AUGAGCAGGUCUCGCGCCUCCAUCCAUCGGGGGAGCAUCCCCGCGAUGUCCUAUGCCCCCUUCAGAGAUGUACGGGGACCCCCUAUGCACCGAACCCAAUACGUUCAUUCCCCAUAUGAUCGUCCUGGUUGGAACCCUCGGUUCUGCAUCAUCUCGGGGAACCAGCUGCUCAUGCUGGAUGAGGACGAGAUACACCCACUUCUGAUCCGGGACCGGAGGAGCGAGUCCAGUCGCAACAAACUGCUGAGACGCACAGUCUCCGUGCCGGUGGAGGGGCGGCCCCACGGCGAGCAUGAAUACCACUUGGGUCGCUCGAGGAGGAAGAGUGUCCCAGGGGGGAAGCAGUACAGCAUGGAGGCCGCCCCCGCUGCACCCUUCCGGCCCUCGCAAGGCUUCCUGAGCCGGAGGCUAAAAAGCUCCAUCAAACGCACGAAGUCACAACCUAAACUUGACCGGACCAGCAGCUUUCGCCAGAUCCUGCCUCGCUUCCGAAGUGCUGACCAUGACCGGGCCCGGCUGAUGCAAAGCUUUAAGGAGUCACAUUCCCACGAGUCCUUACUGAGCCCUAGCAGUGCGGCUGAGGCCUUGGAGCUCAACUUGGAUGAAGAUUCCAUUAUCAAGCCAGUGCAUAGCUCCAUUCUGGGCCAGGAGUUCUGUUUUGAGGUAACAACGUCAUCAGGAACAAAAUGUUUUGCUUGUCGGUCUGCAGCCGAAAGGGACAAAUGGAUCGAGAAUCUACAGCGGGCAGUGAAACCCAACAAGGACAACAGCCGCCGGGUAGACAAUGUGCUGAAGCUGUGGAUCAUAGAGGCCCGGGAGCUGCCUCCCAAGAAACGGUACUACUGUGAGCUCUGCCUAGACGACAUGCUGUAUGCACGCACCACCUCCAAACCCCGCUCAGCCUCGGGGGACACAGUCUUCUGGGGCGAGCACUUCGAGUUUAACAACCUGCCUGCUGUCCGUGCCCUGCGGCUGCAUCUGUACCGUGACUCAGACAAAAAGCGCAAGAAGGACAAGGCUGGCUAUGUUGGCCUGGUGACUGUGCCGGUGGCCACCCUGGCUGGGCGCCACUUCACAGAGCAGUGGUACCCUGUAACCCUGCCGACAGGCAGUGGGGGCUCUGGGGGCAUGGGCUCAGGAGGGGGAGGGGGUUCGGGGGGUGGCUCAGGGGGCAAGGGCAAAGGAGGUUGCCCGGCUGUGCGGCUGAAAGCACGUUACCAGACAAUGAGCAUCCUGCCCAUGGAGCUGUAUAAAGAGUUUGCAGAGUAUGUCACCAACCAUUAUCGGAUGCUGUGUGCAGUAUUGGAGCCCGCCCUGAAUGUCAAGGGCAAAGAGGAGGUUGCCAGUGCACUGGUUCACAUCCUGCAGAGUACGGGCAAGGCCAAGGACUUCCUUUCAGACAUGGCCAUGUCUGAGGUAGAUCGGUUCAUGGAACGGGAGCACCUCAUAUUCCGCGAGAACACACUCGCCACUAAAGCCAUAGAAGAGUAUAUGAGACUGAUUGGUCAGAAAUACCUCAAGGAUGCCAUUGGGGAGUUCAUCCGUGCUCUGUAUGAGUCAGAGGAGAACUGUGAGGUAGACCCCAUCAAGUGCACGGCGUCCAGUCUGGCAGAACACCAGGCUAAUCUGCGAAUGUGCUGUGAGUUGGCCCUGUGCAAGGUGGUCAACUCCCAUUGCGUGUUCCCGAGGGAGCUGAAGGAGGUGUUUGCAUCGUGGAGGCUGCGUUGCGCAGAGCGGGGCCGGGAGGACAUCGCUGACAGGCUGAUCAGCGCCUCGCUCUUCCUGCGCUUCCUCUGCCCAGCCAUUAUGUCGCCCAGUCUCUUUGGGCUCAUGCAGGAAUACCCAGAUGAGCAGACCUCACGAACCCUCACCCUCAUCGCCAAGGUCAUCCAGAACCUGGCCAACUUUUCCAAGUUUACCUCAAAGGAGGACUUUCUGGGAUUCAUGAAUGAGUUUCUGGAGCUGGAGUGGGGUUCCAUGCAGCAGUUCCUGUACGAGAUCUCCAACCUGGACACGCUGACCAAUAGCAGUAGCUUUGAGGGUUACAUCGACUUGGGCCGAGAACUCUCCACACUGCAUGCCCUGCUCUGGGAGGUGCUGCCCCAGCUCAGCAAGGAAGCCCUCUUGAAGCUGGGCCCGCUGCCCCGGCUCCUCAACGACAUCAGCACAGCUCUGAGGAACCCCAACAUCCAAAGGCAGCCGAGCCGCCAGAGUGAGCGGCCCCGGCCUCAGCCCGUGGUGCUGCGGGGGCCAUCAGCCGAGAUGCAGGGCUACAUGAUGCGGGACCUCAACAGCUCCAUCGACCUUCAGUCCUUCAUGGCUCGAGGCCUCAACAGCUCUAUGGACAUGGCUCGCCUCCCCUCCCCAACCAAGGAAAAGCCUCCCCCACCACCACCUGGUGGGGGUAAAGACCUGUUCUAUGUCAGCCGUCCACCCCUGGCCCGUUCCUCACCAGCAUACUGCACGAGCAGCUCAGACAUCACAGAGCCGGAGCAGAAAAUGCUGAGUGUCAACAAAAGUGUGUCCAUGCUGGACCUGCAGGGUGAUGGGCCUGGUGGCCGCCUCAACAGCAGCAGUGUUUCCAACCUGGCGGCCGUUGGAGACCUGCUGCACUCAAGCCAGGCCUCACUGACGGCAGCCCUGGGGCUUCGGCCUGCGCCUCCUGGACGCCUCUCCCAGGGGAGUGGUUCGUCCAUCACAGCGGCUGGCAUGCGCCUCAGCCAGAUGGGUGUCACCACAGACAGUGUCCCUGCCCAGCAACUGCGCAUCCCCCUUUCCUUCCAGAACCCUCUCUUCCACAUGGCUGCUGAUGGGCCAGGCCCUCCAGGGGGUCAUGGAGGGGGUGGUGGUCAUGGCCCACCCUCCUCCCAUCACCAUCACCACCACCAUCACCACCACCGAGGUGGAGAGCCCCCUGGGGACACCUUUGCACCAUUCCAUGGCUAUAGCAAGAGUGAAGACCUCUCCUCAGCGGUCCCCAAGCCCCCCGCUGCCUCUAUCCUUCACAGCCACAGCUACAGCGAUGAGUUUGGACCCUCUGGCACUGACUUCACCCGUCGGCAGCUCUCACUCCAGGACAACCUGCAGCACAUGCUGUCCCCUCCCCAGAUCACCAUUGGUCCCCAGAGGCCAGCCCCCUCAGGGCCCGGAGGUGGGAGUGGUGGGGGCAGCAGCGGGGGUGGUGGGGGCCAGCCACCUCCAUUGCAGAGGGGCAAGUCUCAGCAGUUGACAGUCAGCGCUGCCCAGAAACCACGGCCAUCCAGCGGGAAUCUAUUGCAGUCCCCGGAGCCAAGUUAUGGCCCUGCCCGUCCACGGCAACAGAGCCUCAGCAAGGAGGGCAGCAUUGGGGGCAGCGGGGGCAGCGGUGGUGGAGGGGGUGGGGGGCUCAAGCCCUCCAUCACCAAGCAGCAUUCUCAGACGCCAUCCACGCUGAACCCCACAAUGCCAGCCUCUGAGCGGACAGUGGCCUGGGUCUCCAAUAUGCCUCACCUGUCGGCUGACAUUGAGAGUGCCCACAUUGAGCGGGAAGAGUACAAGCUCAAGGAGUACUCGAAAUCGAUGGAUGAGAGCCGGCUAGAUAGGGUGAAGGAGUAUGAGGAGGAGAUCCACUCACUGAAGGAGCGGCUGCACAUGUCCAACCGGAAGCUGGAAGAGUAUGAGCGGAGGCUGCUGUCCCAAGAAGAACAGACCAGCAAAAUCCUGAUGCAGUAUCAGGCCCGACUGGAGCAGAGUGAGAAGAGGCUAAGGCAGCAGCAGGUGGAGAAGGAUUCACAGAUCAAGAGCAUCAUUGGCAGGCUGAUGCUGGUGGAGGAGGAGCUGCGCCGGGACCACCCCACCAUGGCUGAACCGCUGCCUGAACCCAAGAAGAGGCUGCUCGACGCUCAGGAGAGGCAGCUUCCCCCCUUGGGUCCAACAAACCCGCGUGUGACGCUGGCCCCACCUUGGAACGGCCUGGCCCCCCCAGCCCCGCCCCCUCCACCCCGGCUGCAGAUCACGGAGAACGGCGAGUUCCGAAACACCGCAGACCACUAG
Messenger RNA from Cynocephalus volans (Philippine flying lemur), 4032 nucleotides. RefSeq names its product synaptic Ras GTPase activating protein 1 (gene SYNGAP1). Gene Ontology annotation, biological process: regulation of GTPase activity; negative regulation of Ras protein signal transduction. The record is from RefSeq and is a predicted model, not a curated record. Bases 1 to 4032 code for a protein of 1343 amino acids. Lineage: Eukaryota; Metazoa; Chordata; Mammalia; Dermoptera; Cynocephalidae. The transcript has 19 exons.